Molecule: messenger RNA, 4832 nt
Organism: Epinephelus fuscoguttatus (brown-marbled grouper)
Lineage: Eukaryota; Metazoa; Chordata; Actinopteri; Perciformes; Serranidae
Gene: trim24
Product: tripartite motif containing 24
Exons: 19
Coding region: 453-3710 (1085 amino acids)
Molecular function (GO): zinc ion binding; protein binding
Source: RefSeq, a predicted model, not a curated record
AAUAUAUGGUAUGUGUUUUGAGCGAAGAGAAGGCACAGAUGUUCGCGUCUCCUGCUGACAUAUUUGAGCUACAAAAUACAGUGUAUGCAGCGUAAUUUUAAUUAAGAAGUGACUGUGCGUUGUUAGCUGUCGUCUGUUUUAAUAAGAAACGCUACAAACCGAUAAUUUAACUAUUUAUUCUCUGUGGUAUAUUUGCACUUAAAAUAAGCUACGUUGCUAACGUAGCUUCAAACGGAAAGAAUUAACGGUUACACUUUAACUAAAAUUGUUAAAUAAACCAUCUUAUAUGAUGAAAUGACUAUGCUUUUAAAUGUUGUAAUGGAUAAUACUAGUUUUAACACUUCCUAUCUGGCUCGGUAAGUCAGGAAAUUUAUAGGCUAUCCUUUGUUUCCAAUCGCAACGCUGUAUUGAUUGGUUGUCAGGAUAGACAGGAAGCGGCAGGGGGGGGAGAAAUGGAUGAAAGUGCCGAAAAUGUUGACAACGACGAUAUCGUCAUUAUCGUGGAAAACGAGGCGGAAAGUUUGCCAGCCGAGGAAGAGAGGCUGAAACAGCAAGGCAACUUCGGACUCAUGGACACCUGUCCUAUCUGCAAGUUGAGCUUCCACAACAGAGAGCCCAAACUCCUGCCGUGUCUGCACUCCUUCUGCAAGAGGUGUCUCCCUGCCCCCUUCAGGAGUGCUGACCCGAGGCGUGACUCGCAAGGUCAAGUCGAAAACAACAAAUCAUUGGGUGCCAUUCGGUGUCCAGUAUGCAGACAAGAAUGCUGGGAGAUGGACAUGCUGGAUAAUUUCUUUGUCAAGGACUCCGCCGAGGUGCCGAGCAGCACUGUGGAGAAAACCAGCCAGGUGUGUAUGAGCUGCGAUGACAACACAGAGGCGACAGGUUACUGCGUGGAGUGUGUGGAGUUUCUGUGUGUGACGUGUAUUGAGGCGCACCAGAGGGUCAAGUUCACCAGGGAUCACACCAUACGCCAGAAGGAGGAGAUGUCUCCAGGUAGUGUGUGUCAUGCGCAAGCAGUAGGUAUCUCUACACAGAAGCCUGUGUUCUGUGACGUCCACAAGCAGGAGCCGCUGAAGCUGUUCUGUGAGACGUGUGACCGACUCACCUGUAGAGACUGUCAGCUGCUGAAGCACAAGGAUCACAACUAUCAGUUUUUGGAGGAUGCGUACAGGAACCACAGGCAGUAUCUGGAGAACAUGACACAACAGUUGCAAGAGAAAAGGAAGGCCAUUGAGGAAGUGUCCAGCUGUAUCAGCACUGGACUCCAGCAAGUUGAAGAAAACCGGAAGGCUGUCACUAAUGAAAUAAAAAAGUCCAUCUGUAACUUGAUCAUGGAGAUCAACAGGAAGGGAAAGAUUCUGGUCAACCAGCUCGAGGCUCUGACGAAAGACCAUGAGCUGGGUUUGAAAAAACAGCAAGACGACGUGAACUCUCUGAGCAGGCACCUGGACCAUGUCAUCAGCUUUACCAAAUGGGCCACAGCCAGCCACAGUGGGACCGCUCUGCUGUAUUGCAAGAGACUGAUCCUUUUUCAGAUUCACUACCUGAUGAGAGCAAGCUGUAACCCCUCCAUCGUCCCUCAGAGUUCCGUUCGCUUUCAGUGUCGCUCUGGUUUCUGGGCCACAAAUGUAGACCUUGGUUCUCUGGUAGUAGAAAGAGGCCCGGGAAGGCCCCCUAUCACCAACCACCAGGCAGGUCCCAGAGCAGAAGCACCCACUGGAACGCUCUCAGUCUCAGCUCAGCAGCGACAGAGCACACUGGCUCAACUCCAGAUGCAGACAUCUGUUAUUCCUCUGUCCAAGGUGGACAAGCUCUCCCAGCAACCCCACAGGCAGCCCCCGCCCAACCACUGGUCCUGGUACCAAAAUGUCAGGCUCCCAGGCCCCCCCGGCCCUCCACCCCCAACCAGACCCAUCCAUGGAGGGUCCUCCCCCUCCCAAGGCCCCCCCAGCAUGGUACAGCCGGGACGCAGAUACAGCAGCUCCCACCCCAACACUAGAAGCCCCACAUCAUCCAUGCUUCACAGUACAGGAUUCCCACCUGCUCAGUCUCUGAGAGAGCUGAUCCAUAGCUCCAACUUCCCUCCUAAACCCAUGGAUGUGUCCCAGGGUACGUCGCGCUACCCACAGCCUUUGUCUGCCGGAGCAGCUACACAGGCAUCACUACAUCAGCGGGGCCUAGCAGAGUCCUCCUUCCUGAAGAGGAGUGAGGCUGGUGGAUCUGUCCCCUCCAUCACCAUCUCUAUUCCCAAACCCACCUUCGCUCCAAGUCUAGCAUCAGCAACUGCAGACAAAACAAGCGCAGUCAAUCACAUAGCAGUUCAAGCAAGGCAGAACUCACCGAUGGCCAAACCGUCUUCUUCAGACAGAAGCACAGGGACGACCACCUGGAGGCCGACUUCUGAGCCUCCAUCCGCCCCCUCAGCCAAGCGACGAAGACGGUCGUCCCCAGGGCCAGUCAUCGUCAUCAAGGAUGAACCAGAGGAUGAGGACGAAGUUCGAUUUGUGCAGUCCAGCCUGCCGGACAGCAGCACCGGGGCUAAGUCAAAGCCUCGGCAGCAGCAGAAGGUGUCCGUCUCAGUCCCAGUCCCGGGAUCGGAGUCAGGGAAAGAGCAGCACCCGCAGCCCGCAGCACAGCCGCAGUCUGAAAAGACAGCAGAGCCGGAGGAAGAUCCGAAUGAGGACUGGUGCGCCGUCUGUCAGAACGGAGGAGAGCUGCUCUGCUGUGACAAGUGUCCCAAAGUUUUUCAUCUGGCCUGCCACAUUCCCGCUCUGAAUGAAUCCCCUAGUGGGGAGUGGUUCUGUUCGCUCUGCCGAGACCUCAACUCGCCUGAGAUGGAGUACGACUGUGACAGCAAGGACGACAAAUUCUCUGAAGGAUUCCCACCUGUUGAAAGAAGGAGGUGUGAGAGGCUGCUCCUACGUCUGUUCUGCAAUGACUUCAGCACUGACUUCCAGGAGCCUGCCACUCCAUCAGAGACAAGAAGGUACAAAGAGCUGAUCAAGACCCCAAUGGAUCUGUCAAUAGUCAAGAAGAGAUUGGAGUCAAAGUCAAAGGACGGUGAAUGUUACGGAGAUCCAGAGGGGUUUGUCGCAGACGUCAGGCUGAUAUUUUUCAACUGUGCAAAGUACUACAAGGCGACGUCAGAGGUGGGGAGCGCCGGGUUGUACUUGGAGGACUACUUUGAGGAACAGUUGAAACUCGUCUACCCAGAUAAGGUCUUCCCUGGAGGGAGGGAAGAGCAGAUGAUCCCCCCUUUGGAGGACGAGAUAGACGAAGAGGAAGAGAUGAUGGACGAAGGCAUGGCUCCCAUCGAUGACGAUAAACCGCAGAGUCCUGCAGAAAAAGGAAUCCCCCCUGUGGAGGAAGACUUGCCUCCUCUGGAAGAGGCGACAGCCCUGGCAGAGGAGGAAAAGUUAGAAACGGAGGAGAAGGCGACGGAUGCCAGUGAAAAAGGGAUGGAUGAGGAGGCAGCAGCUGCUGAGGGAGAAGUGCUUCCUGCAGAGGGGGCGAAGCAGGACAAGGAGACUCCUGUGAAGGACACGGAGAGCUCUCCAGAUGCUGAUAACAAAACAAGAGACAAAGUAGCUCCCAGCUCCCCGAAAGAGGAGAGCCAACAGCUCCCUACGGACACGACUGUGGAUCUGCCUGAAGCCCAGGAGAAGGAGUCAGCUCCUCCUGAGCCAGCCAAAGAGGAGGAGGAGGGAUAGACGAGGGAGAGAAACUGUAGACAAGAUGGAUGAUUUCAGUCUUCCACAGAAGUGGCCCCAGUGGGGACCGACAUUUGCUGCAAUCAGACAAUUUUUUCUAACAUGUUAUAUUUGCAAUAGGAAAAAUGUACUGCUUUACUAAAUACGUAUUUAGUAGCAGUCAUGCUGUAGAUGCACAACAAAGGGAGUAAAUAAGCUUUUUUAGUGUGUUUUUGCUGGACAGAAGUUACAAUUUUACUGUAACAUAGAACGUUAUUUUCUGUGACGACGACACCGAAAAGCACACAAACGAUAUUCUGUGUUGAUAGGAUCAUAUGUAAGUUAUUAUCAUCAAGAUAAGAAAACAAGAUUUGGGAUUAGUAAUGCAUGCAAGACGUCUUAAUAUAGAUAGUAACACCUCCAUUUUUGUGUUCAUAGUCUUUGGCUAACUUGUACUAGCCAUUUAACUCUUAAACAAAUGGUUUUACUGCAAUAGUGUACUUUUUUAUUUUAUUAGUAUUGUAUUAAUGCUAUGUAUGCAACAUAUAAGGCUGCUGUAUGUAAAAAAUGGCAUUAAUAAUGUGCUGCUUAGUUGUUUAAUAACAAAAAUGAAUUGCCACGACUGUGAUUUAAUUCGUGAUGCCAGUUUGAGGCCUCUUAUCCCCCCAAAUCCCAACAAUGUUUUAUCAUACAGCAGCCUUGUUGGUUUUUAUCAGAACAAUUCCUCAGACUGUACUGUUAUCACUCUUAGAUAACACGGAGACAUGAUUAUCACUUUCUCAUCAUGAGCCUCUGACAACGACGCUUUUUCCCAAACUGUGUCCUUGCCCUUCUACAGCAUGAUUACUUUUACUUAAGAUAAAGCCUUAUUGUUUCAGCAAGAAGAAAAUUCCUCUUUCAGUUCACUAAACCCUCCUGUAUGGCCAUCAGCUCAUUUGAGGAGAGACGAGUUAGUACAAAACUUGACACUUCAGCUUCAAUAUUGAGAAUUUUGUACAAUAUCAUUGCUUUUAUUAUUUAUUGAAGAUACACAGGACCUGUAAAUGAACUCUGCGAACAAUGUUGAGCAUUAAAAAAUUCCUGCAUUUACAAUAUUUGUAAUAAACAGGGUUAGAUGUAGAUCUGACUUUUGCUUUGCUCCCA